Punica granatum (pomegranate) is the source of this 723-nucleotide messenger RNA. The record is from RefSeq and is a predicted model, not a curated record. NCBI's taxonomy places the organism in Eukaryota, Viridiplantae, Streptophyta, Magnoliopsida, Myrtales, Lythraceae.
AUGGGCUUCGAGGAGAAUGGUCAGGCCCACAGAGUUACUGUGUGUCCUGAGGCCCAUUACAAGUUCAGGCUAUGGGCAUAUUGGAGGACCACACUUCUUUUGGGGCCAAUGGUUGGUCAUAAGCAGAUCGUUCAAUCUGGCCUAGUGAAUCCACAGUGCGUGAUAAAAUAUGACUUAGCCCAAUUGCUGAACCUUGGAAGAGAAAAUGAAAUACACAAGCAGAAUCCUGGAGAAAAUGAAGGAUACCAUAAUGUGAAGAGAAUGCCCACGAUGAGGAUGACAUACCACUUGCUUGGCCCUCAGCCUGAGCAGGUCUUUGGAUUGAGCCCACACUAUGAUGCAACAGCCAUCAUGAUACUCCACCAAAUGAAUGGCACGGAUGGCCUCCAUAUUAAGAGGAACUGUGCGCAGCUCCCCGUCAAUAUCCUGCCUCAUGCAUUUGUUGUGAAUAUCUCGAGCAAUGGGAUCUCCCAUAGCAUCGAGCCCUGGGCGAUGGGAACACUGAGAAGGAAAGGAUCUGCCGUUCCAAUGUUCUUCAACCCCAAGCUGGAGGCAGGGUUUGGGCCGGCAGCUUCAUUUGUCAACCCUGAAAUUCCAGACCUCUUCAGGAGGAUUACAAUGGGAGAGUACGUUAAAGGGUUUUUCUCCCAGUCGAUGGAUGGAAGUCCAUCUGGUGUGGUUUCUAAUAUAAUUUGUGGUACUGAAAGGACUGACAUGGUGUGA